AUGGCUAGGUCUCCAUGUUUAGUUCCUUUAGCCAUUUUCAUGGUUCUCUUUGUACAAGCCAAUUUGUCAGCUGGUAUUGGCCAUAAUUGGAUUGGCAAUUGGUAUAAUGCUCAUGCAACCUUCUACGGUGACAGUAAUGGUGGAGGAACUAUGCGUAAGUUAGCCAGCGUGGGUGCUUCUGGCUAUGGUAAUCUCUUCAAAGAAGGAUAUGGGCUUCAGACCACAGCACAAAGCACUGCCCUAUUCAACCAUGGACUCACAUGUGGUGCUUGUUUUGAGAUCAAGUGUGUCAACUCCCCUUGGUGCUUUAAGAACGCGCCUUCAAUUAAAGUAAUCGCCACAAAUUUUUGUCCUCCAAAUUACUCCAAGCCUACUGGAAAUUGGUGCAACCCGCCACUAAGACACUUUGACUUAACCAUGAAAGGAUUCACGACAGUGGCCCAAUACAAAGCAGGGAUUGUUCCUGUUCAAUAUCAUCGUGUCCCAUGCAUGCUUCAAAAAUGGUGGUGUCAAGUUUGA
Molecule: messenger RNA, 519 nt
Organism: Lotus japonicus
Lineage: Eukaryota; Viridiplantae; Streptophyta; Magnoliopsida; Fabales; Fabaceae
Product: expansin-A4-like
Exons: 3
Coding region: 1-519 (172 amino acids)
Biological process (GO): plant-type cell wall organization
Cellular component (GO): extracellular region
Source: RefSeq, a predicted model, not a curated record